CGCUGCUACAAUCAGCGUGGCAUUAAGUGUACUCUUAGACGUCUCGUACACACGCGGGAGCUGACAAUGUCGACGCUCUGACAAGUUAAAGAAGCGGUGGCAGAUGUCGGCCAUGAGCCACUGUUAACGCCAGCUUCCACUGAAGAAUGCUCGCUAUUGCUCGGCUGAUGUCAAAUCACUUUUGUCUAGCCGAACAUUUCCGCACACGCCUCCUCUGAGUACUUUAGGUGAGGGAUAAACCACUUGGAUCAGGAAUGUAAAUGUCUCAGGACAAGUCAGAUCAGGAGGAUGAGCUGCUUGCCUUAGCAAGUAUUUAUGAAGAGGAGUUCCAUCGAGCGGACUCUGCCCAGGGGGGAGAGAUCCAGCUCUGCAUGAAACUUCCCCCCGAUUUCAAAGUUGUCGUCAAAGGGGAGAAGCAAACCGAAUAUAAAAUCAGUUUCUUGCCUCCUUUGGUUCUCAACUUUGAGCUUCCUGAAGACUAUCCAUCUACAAAUUCGCCAAUCUUCACUGUCAGCUCAAAAUGGAUGACCCGAGGACAGAUGAGCUCUCUGUGCCGACGCUUGGAUGAACUAUGGGAGGAGAACCGAGGCUGUGUGGUUCUCUUCACCUGGAUUCAGUUCCUCAGCGAGGAGGUGCUGGAGUUCCUGGGCAUUCAGUCUCCUCUCCUAGUCACCAGGCAUGAAAGUAAGGCGAGCGGGGAGCGCAGCAGGAAAGCUGACCACGCGGCCGCAGUUGGCUCAGAUGCGACACAGCUCGGGAGUCCGUGCGAUUGCUCGGAGAAGAUGAAAGGAGAGGUCAAGAAGAAAAAGUGUGACCAACAGCCCUCGUUGGCGUCUCUCCCUCUGGACCCGCGGGCCAUCGUGUCUGUGGACACGCGCGUCGACCUCCUACCUCAUCUGUUGGACUUUGACGAGGCGCAACGACAGAGGGUGUUCGACGGCACGCCCUUCUGCUGCGGCAUCUGCUUUACGGAGAAGCUGGGUGCCGACUGCCUCUGCUUUAAGGAGUGCCAACAUGUUUACUGCAAAGGCUGCAUGACAGAAUACUUCCAGAUCCAAAUACGGGACGGCAAUGUGCAGUGCCUUAAUUGCCCCGAGCCCAAGUGCUCCUCAAUAGCCACACCUAUGCAGGUCAAGCAGCUGGUGAACGAGGAGCUGUUUGCCCGCUAUGACCGCCUGCUGCUCCAAUCCAGUCUGGAUCUCAUGGCUGAUGUUGUGUACUGCCCUCGCCACUCUUGCGGCACGGCGGUCAUGGUGGAGCCCGACACCACCAUGGGCAUCUGCUCCGUCUGCCAGUAUGCCUUUUGCACGCUGUGCAAGAUGGGGUACCAUGGGGUCUCGCACUGUAAGAUCCCCGCAGAGGAGUUGCGCAGCCUUCGAGACGAGUACCUGUCUGCCACGGCCGCGGGAAAAAAGUUUAUGGAGCAGCGAUUUGGGAAAAGGGUGAUCCAGAAAGCCGUGGAAGAGUCCUUUAGCAGAGAUUGGCUCAAUGAGAACUGCAAAUGCUGCCCCUACUGUGGCACCAACAUACAGAAAGUAGACGGCUGCAACAAAAUGACGUGCACCUCGUGCCACCAUUACUUCUGCUGGCUGUGUCUGGGCCUGCUCAACAAAGCCAACCCGUACAGUCACUUUAACAACCCACACUCACCCUGCUACAAACAACUCUUCCAUGGUGUGGAUCUGGAUGAAGAAGAUGCCUUAUGGAGUGAUGAAGAAGACUGAUGUUCUUUGUAGUGCACCCCGCCAGAAUGCACUUUAUCGUACACCACAGUCUGUUCAUCUUUUGAUUCUUGCGGCAAAGUGUUUUUUUUUUUUCCCCCCAUGAUCGUCACAAAUUUGACACUUGAGUAGGUACACCGUAUAAUGACGUCCAUUAGAAUGUUUAGAAAGCACUUAUAGCCUUGAUUGUGGCAGCAAUGCGGCUUUAUAAAGGAUACACCCAAAUGUAUCCCCUAAAAUAUGAUUCCACCAAUAAAUGUAUAAAUUACACAUUACAGUAUUGGAAUAUUUGGGUUCAUUCGCUUUUUCUAAGACUUGUAUAAAAUUUGGUGAGUGGAAUGAAAUGCGCUGACAUGGCCCAGUAUUGCGCUAAUAGACCAAAAUAUCGGGAUCUCACGGUAGUGUGCCCAAUGAAGUGGCUGUGUAUGUCUACAUCGGUGUCCCUGAAAAAUGUACUCGCUCGUUGACCGGCCAUUGCACAUAAAUUUCGGUUUGAUUUAGAUGUUGACAUAAAUACAAUGGUAAUUGAGUUAAAGACAAUGUUAUACCGUAUUUAAGAAAAUUGAAUGCCACAGAAGAAAACUGUCAAAAAAACAUAACAAAAAUAAGUAACUGGGUAGUCAAAGAGUGAGUACAUUUUGGGGGUGUCCCUCUUUAUAUGGAUGUACUGUAGUUACAGAACGGAAUCAGCACAUUUUCAAUGCAGUCUUUGUAUUUUGGAAAUGAUUGUGAUUUCCCCCUAAUGUCUUUUCAAAAACCUCACUAAUCUCGUGUUUUGAUCGGGACUGAUUGUGUCAUGUGUGGUUUUAAACAUUGUUCGUACAGAUGAGGGGCUGUUUGUGGCACGAAUUGCCAAAAGUUCCGAAUGGAAAGUUGUUGUUUUUUUGGUUUUGUUGUCAUCGCAAGGACCCUCAUUCAACUACAAAAUAAAUGUCCCCCGUUUGGCACUGAAAUCAUG
This is a messenger RNA of Hippocampus comes (tiger tail seahorse), 2679 nucleotides long. RefSeq names its product ring finger protein 14 (gene rnf14). Gene Ontology annotation, molecular function: protein binding; ubiquitin-protein transferase activity; zinc ion binding. The transcript has 10 exons. The record is from RefSeq and is a predicted model, not a curated record. Lineage: Eukaryota; Metazoa; Chordata; Actinopteri; Syngnathiformes; Syngnathidae. Gene Ontology annotation, biological process: protein ubiquitination. The coding region runs from base 261 to 1724 and encodes 487 amino acids.